CGGGAACCCCGCCCCCCCAAGGUGUGGCCAGUGAGCGAAGCCGAGACCGGCCAAUCAACGCGCGGCGUCCUCCGUCGUCCUGGCAACGGAGUCUAGGCUGCGCCCAUGUGGCUGGUCCUCUGCCGCGGCCAUGCAGCUACCUGGUCGCGCGCCAUCCGGGGACUCCUCGAUAUACGAGAUGUUCGGCUCGCUGCUGCGGUCGGGGCCUGAGCAGACCCCCGGUUCGGCCUUGCAGGUGCCCCCCAAUACCCCCGGCUCCUGGCUCGGCUACGACGCCUCCUGCGAGGACCUGCUGUCCUCCAUACUCGGACUUUGUCAGUCCGUGGACUCGGACAGUCUGAGCAGGAUCUCGAAGGACAUUGCCAACUCCAGUGUCGCCAGCAAGGAUCCCAUCUUUGACCCCGGCCGGGUGGUAGCACACUGCUUCCAGAAGUUCAAGCGCAAGCCCUUCUCCCUACCUGUCAGCCGCCGGCGGAUCAUCUUCCCACCCCCAAAGCAGGAUCCUGUGCCCUUGCCCCAGCUUCCCCCCCAGCCCUUCCCCUGCCUCAGGGGCCCAGAUCCAGGGGUCCCCCAAGAGGUGCCAGAGGACACGGGGGCCUGGUUGCAGCGGAGGCUGGAGCUGCGCCAGGCCCUGGACUCCUUUGGGGACCCCAAGCACUGGCUGCACAACAAGGCCAGCAUCACGCCCUCCGAGGCCAAGGUCCUCCAGAGGCUCCGCCAGGAGCAGCAGGCCAGUUCCGGUGACACCCUGUCCGUCACCGUCUUAGGCAGGAAGAGGAGCCCCCGCCUGCCUCGCCUGCCCAUUCCCCGGCUGCAGCUGCCCAAGCCACCCGCACUCUCUGCGCUCUACACCUACCUGCGGAGCCACAAGAUCAAGAUCCUGGAGAUGUUUCAGAGGCCUAAUCGGACCCAGGGCCACCACCGCAUCUCCAGGGAGGAAUUCAUUCUGGCUCUGAACAUGGUGGGGGUUCCCCUGAGUCCACAGGAGGUGGAGGAUGUGGUUAUCUACCUCAGCUCUCUGGGGAAGCACAACUCCAUCACCAUGGACGUCCUAACCACCACCUACAAGCUCUGGGAGUUCUCUCAGAGGAGAAACAGCACCUCCACAGCCAUAGAGGAUUACAAAGCGGCCAAGCACAGAGCUGUGUCCCCCAGCCAAGUCAGAAAGGAGCCCAGUAUGGCCCAGCCUCCCCGGCCACCCCUGCCGCCCCCCAUGCACCUGCUGACAGUGCCAGAGGUCAGCCUGGAGGAGUCUCGGCCCAUGAGCCUGGAGGAGAUGGAGGAUGUGGGCAAACACAAUCGCGAGAGGAGGCGGCUGACCAAGCUGUGUGUCCCAUCCAUCCAGUUCUCCGAGUGCUGCCGCCUGGUGCGCAGUGGGGAGCAGGCAGUGGAUGAUCACCUGCUCCCCACCACGCUGGAUGGCCCCAUGGAAGAGCAGGUCAACGCCUCACGCAGGGACGGCUUCCUGGUCUACCUGCGCUGCUGCCGCCUGUGCCAGGCCUACGGGCUGCAGCUCACGCGUGCUGUGCUCACCAGAGCACUGCUGUACCCCGGGGACAAGAUUGUGCUGCUGAAGAAUCAGGUGCGACCCCUUCGCCAGCCGGGGGGCUACUAUGAUGACAUGAAGCUGCCCAGGCAGAAGCCGCGCCUGGCCGCCGCCAAGAAGGGGAAUGAGAAGGUGCCGAAGAAAACCAAGAAGCUGGAGUUCCAGGAAUUUGAAGAGUUCGUCGGUCAGCUGAAGACCAAGAGGUUGGCCGCCCAGCUGCGGACACAGCCCAACUCCUUCUGGCCCGGCCACCUCCUGGACAAGCUGCGGCUGUACCUGCCCACGGUGGCCCCCCGCAGCCUGGUGCUCUUCAGCCGCGUCCAGCACCUGCCACCUGCCUACCCAGCCACCUACCACCCGCACCGUUGGUGGCCUGUCAGGGACAAGCGCUACCUCACCUACGGCCACUACGACGCCCCCAAGGUCUACCACAUCGACUAGAAGCUUCCAGGGCUGCCUCCCCCCCCCCGCGCCCCGCCAGGUUUCAAAAGGCUUCUCCAGGCCCUGUAACCAGAGACCCCCAAGGCAGCCGGGUCAGUGUCCAGGGAAAGAUGGAGACUUGGGGGGAGGGGCUCCCCCUAUGGACACUGCCCUCUGAACUGAGCCAGGUUGGAGUUCUCACAGA
Molecule: messenger RNA, 2171 nt
Organism: Erinaceus europaeus (western European hedgehog)
Lineage: Eukaryota; Metazoa; Chordata; Mammalia; Eulipotyphla; Erinaceidae
Gene: EFCAB12
Product: EF-hand calcium binding domain 12
Exons: 9
Coding region: 131-1987 (618 amino acids)
Source: RefSeq, a predicted model, not a curated record